CUCACGACACUCACCCUCCUCACCUCACCCAGUAUGUCCCGCGCGAUCUCCUGCCUCCGCCCAGCGCUCCUGGCGCGGACCCGGCCCCUCUCCCUCUCCAUCGCCCGCCCGCACCCCCAUCCCGGCACGGGUGCACGAACCCCCCUCGUGGCGCCCGCGCGUACAUUUCUCUUCGGCCGCUCGCCACUCAACACGGGAGACAAGGACCUUCUGGACAACCCGGACAGGCGGCCGUCCAAACUGACCCCGCGCCCGGAGGACUCGUACUGGUCCUGGCUCGGCCGUGCGACCAUUGUUGGUGUAGGCUCGAUCGUCACCCUCGCCCUAUUUGUAUAUCUGCUUUGGGUGACGGAUUCGUUUUGGGGAAUCGCGAAAGGUCGUUACUUGGGUCGCAGUCGGUUUGUCGCCAAUGAUCAGAACAAGUGGGCGGAGGACGAGCGGACAGGGGACGAGUAGGAGAGGCGCUUCAUGUAUCUCACGACCAAGCAAGGCGUGUGACAAAUACUCGGCGGGUGUGUCAGAUUGUUGAAGAUGAUCAAUGUCGGGCGAACGCC
Messenger RNA from Cutaneotrichosporon oleaginosum, 554 nucleotides. RefSeq lists its product as uncharacterized. The record is from RefSeq and is a predicted model, not a curated record. Lineage: Eukaryota; Fungi; Basidiomycota; Tremellomycetes; Trichosporonales; Trichosporonaceae.